AUGCCCGGACAGAAGAGGAGAUACAACGUACGGUUCCCUCCGAGGCGCAUCAAGAAGAUCAUGCAGAAGGACACGGAGGUGGGCAGGAUCGCCAUGGCGGUUCCUGUGAUCAUCUCUCGGGCCUUGGAGAUGUUCCUCAAGUCUCUGCUGACUAAAACCUGCCUCAUCACUCAGUCCAAGCUGAGCGCUGUCGUGUCCGUGGCUCACAUGAAGCAGUGCAUCGAGUCAGAGAAGCUCUUCCACUUCCUCAGAGACUCGGUGGACAGAGCCUCGACUACGGCAGCCCAGAAGGACGGCAGAGGUCUGAGUAUGUGGCCUCUAUACAGGUGGAGCCUCACUCUUCACUCUGAGCUUUAA
Stegastes partitus (bicolor damselfish) is the source of this 357-nucleotide messenger RNA. Its product is annotated as dr1-associated corepressor. Gene Ontology annotation, cellular component: nucleus; negative cofactor 2 complex. The transcript is spliced from 4 exons. Lineage: Eukaryota; Metazoa; Chordata; Actinopteri; Pomacentridae. Gene Ontology annotation, biological process: transcription by RNA polymerase II. The record is from RefSeq and is a predicted model, not a curated record. Gene Ontology annotation, molecular function: RNA polymerase II general transcription initiation factor activity; protein heterodimerization activity; core promoter sequence-specific DNA binding. Bases 1 to 357 code for a protein of 118 amino acids.